Drosophila willistoni is the source of this 2587-nucleotide messenger RNA. RefSeq names its product chorion peroxidase (gene Pxt). Bases 91 to 2505 code for a protein of 804 amino acids. Gene Ontology annotation, biological process: response to oxidative stress. Gene Ontology annotation, molecular function: heme binding; peroxidase activity. The transcript is spliced from 8 exons. The record is from RefSeq and is a predicted model, not a curated record. NCBI's taxonomy places the organism in Eukaryota, Metazoa, Arthropoda, Insecta, Diptera, Drosophilidae.
AAAACAUAAUAUAACGGUGAAGUCAGAAGAAAUUGCUGAGUAACGAAAGUUCAUAGAUUGGCAAUUAGUUAUUUUUUUUUAUAUGGCAAAAUGCGAUUACUAAGCAUUUUAUGGCUCGUGCUAAUAAUUAGCCAAAUAAAUGCAUUUUCAUUGCGCCAAAAUGAGGAUCAAACUUCGACAGCCGCUCCCGCUCUUAUAUCGACGUCCACAGACAUUUCUAAAAAACUUGGCGCUGAUCAACCUUCAAGUGGGCUCCUUACAAAAUGUCGUCCAUGUACCGAUGGAAUAAAAUGUGUACCCCAGAUCCAAUGCCCCGCCCAUGUACGCAUGGAUAGCAAACAGAAACCACAAAUUUGUGAUUUACCUGCUGGAAAAUUCGGAUAUUGUUGCCAAACAGGACAAAAUCACACAGUUACAAAAAAUCAGGACAAGGCGCGUGUAGCGCAAGUGGACAUACCCUCAUUUCUCCCGCCUCAAGUGCUGGAGGAGGCUCGUCUCAAUUUUCAGAAACUGAUGCAUAAUGUGGCUCAGAUUCCAGUACAUCGGGGCUUGCCCGACUUUACGCACGGCAUUGUCUUCCACUCGACGACAAAGGAUGACAUACAUAAUUUUGCAGUCUCAAACAAUGCCCUGGAGCAGGUGAUCACCACUCAGAUAUUUGGCAAGAAGGAGCAAGUACCGGUCGACGAUUUUUUAACCAAUAAUGUUCCAAUAAAGUUCGACAAGACACCGCUGGGCCAGCAAUGCCGCCAGCCUCCGAUUUGCCGGGAUGUCAAAUCAAUUUAUCGCAGUCAUGAUGGCACGUGCAACAAUCCUUUGCCAGAGCGUUCAUUUUGGGGAGCCGCUGGCCAGCCAAUGGAACGUUUGUUGCCCCCCGCCUAUGAAGAUGGCAUUUGGAAUCCACGCGCCCACUCCAUAGAUGGUUCGCCGCUAAAGAGUGCCCGUCAGAUCUCUCGAAUCCUUUUAAACGAUGUCAAUCGACCGCAUCCAAAGUACAAUCUUCUGGUAAUGCAGUUCGGACAAUUGAUAGCUCACGAUAUAUCCCAGACAUCUUCGGUCCGUCUUGAAAAUGGGGACUUGGUUCAAUGCUGUUCACCUGGUGGCAAAGUCAAAUUAAGUCCUCAGGAAACUCAUUUUGCCUGCAUGCCUAUUCCCGUGGAGCCUGACGAUGAAUUCUAUGCAGCUUUCGGUGUUCGUUGCUUAAAUUUCGUACGUUUAUCCUUAGUACCCAAUCCCAAUUGUCAGCUAGGCUAUGGCAAACAACUUAGCAAGGUCACACAUUUCCUGGAUGCCUCGCCUGUCUAUGGGUCCAGCGAGGAGGCUGGCCGGGAAUUGCGUUCAUUCCGGGGUGGACGUUUGCGUAUGCUGGACGAUUUUGGUCAUGAUUUGUUGCCUCUGACGAACGAUAAAAAAGCUUGUAAUACCGAUGAGCCGGGCAAGUCAUGCUUUAAGGCGGGUGAUGGACGGGUCAAUCAAAUCAUUUCCCUUAUCACUCUGCACAUUAUGUUUGCCCGCGAGCACAAUCGUUUGGCCGAAGCUCUGUCCCAGGUCAAUCCUUCGGCUACUGACGAAUGGCUAUAUCAGGAGGCGCGACGCAUUGUUAUUGCCGAAUUGCAGCAUAUUACUUACAAUGAAUUUUUACCGGCUCUGAUUGGCCCACAACAGAUGAAACGAUUCCGUUUGGUGCCAUUGCAUCAGGGAUAUGCAAAUGAUUAUAAUGUCAAUGUAAAUCCAGCUAUUACAAAUGAGUUUUCAGGUGCUGCCUACCGCAUGGGUCAUUCCAGUGUCGAUGGCAAGUUUCAUAUAGAGAAGGCACAAGGCCAAAUCGAUGAAGUGAUUAAUAUUCCGGAUGUUAUGUUUAAUCCAUCCCGUAUGCGUAAACGUGAAUUCUAUGAUGAUAUGCUGCGCACUCUAUACACACAGCCCAUGCAACAGGUGGACAGUUCCAUAACCCAUGGCCUUAGCCGAUUUCUGUUUCGGGGCGAUAAUCCAUUCGGCUUAGAUCUGGCAGCUAUUAACAUACAACGUGGUCGUGAUCAAGGCUUACGCUGCUAUAACGAUUACCUAGAAGUUAUGGGUUCUGCCAAAUUGCAUAGUUUCGAUCAAUUUCCAAGCGAGAUUGGCAAGAAGUUGGCUCACGUCUAUAGCAGACCAGAGGAUAUUGAUUUGUGGAUCGGUGGCUUACUGGAACAGGCUGUACCAGAUGGCAUUGUGGGCAUUACCUUUGCAGAGAUAAUAGCUGAUCAGUUUGCACGCUUCAAGCAGGGUGAUCGUUAUUUCUAUGAGUACGAUGGCAAGACUAAUCCGGGAGCAUUUAGCUCUGCUCAAUUGCAGGAGAUACGUAAGACAACAUUAGCCCGUUUGAUUUGUGAUAAUGCGGAUGGUCUAACCUUGCGUACAGUGCCGAUCGCUGCCUUUGUUCGUCCCGACUUUGGCGGAAAUCAACUGAUUGGCUGUGAUAAUCCAAGCUUACCGGCUAUCAAUUUGAAUGCCUGGCGCAUUUAAUUAUCGUUUUAUUGAAUAUUUUAAUUUGUAUUUGUAAAAAAAGAAACAAUAUAAAAAAAGUGUUGUGUAUAUCCCCUCAGUA